Molecule: messenger RNA, 1989 nt
Organism: Falco peregrinus (peregrine falcon)
Lineage: Eukaryota; Metazoa; Chordata; Aves; Falconiformes; Falconidae
Gene: RHO
Product: rhodopsin
Exons: 5
Coding region: 131-1186 (351 amino acids)
Biological process (GO): visual perception; phototransduction; G protein-coupled receptor signaling pathway
Cellular component (GO): membrane; photoreceptor outer segment
Molecular function (GO): G protein-coupled receptor activity
Source: RefSeq, a predicted model, not a curated record
GAGGUGAGCAAAGCCACCUCUCCUCGGGGCGAAGGCUGAGACGUGGUGGAAGCCCCACUUCAGAGGCAAUCCCCCUGCGUGCAAAAGAAACACCUGAGUAAGAGCAAAAGGCACCUCACAAACCACAGCCAUGAAUGGGACAGAAGGCCAAGACUUCUACGUGCCCAUGUCCAACAAGACUGGGGUGGUGCGGAGCCCCUUUGAGUAUCCUCAGUACUACCUGGCUGAGCCCUGGAAGUUCUCAGCACUGGCUGCCUACAUGUUCAUGCUGAUCCUGCUUGGCUUCCCCAUCAACUUCCUCACUCUGUACGUCACCAUCCAGCACAAGAAGCUCCGGACGCCUCUAAACUACAUCCUUCUGAACCUGGCAGUCGCCGAUCUUUUCAUGGUCUUUGGAGGCUUCACGACCACCAUGUACACUUCAAUGAAUGGGUACUUUGUCUUUGGAGUAACAGGGUGCUACAUUGAAGGAUUCUUUGCUACACUGGGUGGUGAAAUUGCUCUCUGGUCGCUGGUUGUCCUGGCUAUCGAAAGAUACGUAGUGGUCUGCAAGCCCAUGAGCAACUUCCGCUUUGGGGAGAACCAUGCCAUCAUGGGUGUUGCCUUCUCCUGGAUCAUGGCCUUGGCAUGUGCUGCUCCCCCGCUGUUUGGCUGGUCCAGGUACAUCCCCGAGGGCAUGCAGUGCUCGUGCGGGAUCGACUAUUACACUCUGAAGCCAGAGGUCAACAACGAAUCUUUCGUCAUCUACAUGUUUGUGGUUCACUUCACCAUCCCGCUGUUGGUCAUUUUCUUCUGCUACGGGAACCUGGUUUGCACUGUCAAGGAGGCUGCCGCCCAGCAGCAGGAGUCUGCCACUACCCAGAAGGCAGAGAAGGAAGUGACCCGCAUGGUCAUCAUCAUGGUCAUCGCCUUCCUGAUCUGCUGGGUCCCCUAUGCCAGCGUUGCUUUCUACAUCUUCACCAACCAGGGGUCAGACUUCGGGCCCAUCUUCAUGACCAUCCCGGCUUUCUUUGCCAAGAGCUCUGCCAUCUACAACCCUGUGAUUUACAUCGUAAUGAACAAACAGUUCCGUAACUGCAUGAUCACGACCCUCUGCUGCGGCAAGAACCCGCUGGGCGACGAGGACACGUCCGCCGGCAAGACGGAGACCUCCUCCGUCUCCACCAGCCAGGUCUCCCCCGCGUAGGCCCCGGGCCGGGGCGCCGGCAGCUGGGCCCGGCCCCGCAGCGCCCGCGCCGUCCCAGGGCGCUGCCGCAGGCCCCGCCGCCCCCCGCCGCCCCCCCUCCGGGCUCUGCCCCGGGGCCGGGCCGGCUGCUGCGGGGCAGCCCCCGCCCGGUCCCCCGCCGGCGUGUCGGCCGCACCGUGGCCCCCCGGGGGACGGGUGGCCCCCCGGUGCCGCAGAGGCGACGGCCGCAGGAAGCCCGGCACGGGGUGCGGAGCGGCCGCCGACGGGGGGGGCUCGAUGCCGCCUGCCGCACCGCACGCACCCGGAGCCGGCACCCGCAGCGGGCCGCCCCCCGCCCCUCGUAGUCCCACCGCUCAUCCUCACGCCCCCCCGGCUCCGCGGGCCGUGCCCCCGCCGCGCCCCCCCCGCGCCCCCCGGCUCAGCUGCCGUCCGCCUGGCAUCAGCCCCGGCGGGGGGGCUCGGCCCGCGCUGUGCUUUCGAGGCCGCUCGGCGCAUCGCUCAGCUUCCCUCCGCGCUGCAGCAGGCAAGACAUGGGAGCAUAUGGCUCAGAGAUGUCGGCAUAUGUUUUAAGCACUACAAGAUGGCAUAUUGCAAUUGUAGCAGUGUUCUUCAUUUUUAUUUUUAGCUCGGUUAUACAAAUAAGAUGUUUUUCUCGCUGUUCAGUGUUAUCAACAUUUGAAACUAUUUUUGUACAUUAUUAUCCCCUCUGAUUUCUAAUCCUAUGCGGCUUUGCAAGGUCUAAUAGGGAACAUACAGAACCCAUGCAAGUUAAACCUUUAAUAAAGAGCAAUUUGCAAGUACAA